This is a messenger RNA of Cucumis melo (muskmelon), 2326 nucleotides long. Its product is annotated as vicilin-like seed storage protein At2g18540. The transcript has 5 exons. NCBI's taxonomy places the organism in Eukaryota, Viridiplantae, Streptophyta, Magnoliopsida, Cucurbitales, Cucurbitaceae. The record is from RefSeq and is a predicted model, not a curated record. The coding region runs from base 34 to 2091 and encodes 685 amino acids.
CAAUGCUUCACCUCACGCACUCCCUUCCCAACAAUGAAGAAACCCACAGCAAUUUCAGUUUCAGGAUCGCCAUUUUCACUUUCCUUUCUUAUCUCCAUCUUCUUCCUUUUCUUCUCUCUUCCUGCAUAUGCCGAUGACGGAUGGUGGGAAGGAGACAGUCCUGUGGUGAAAAGAGCCAAUGAAAGAAUCCAACUUCUCAAAACAGAGUACGGUGACAUCUCCGCCGUUGAUUUCGACGAUGGCUCUCGAUUUGGACCUUACCAUCUUCAGUUCAUCACAUUGGAACCCAAUUCACUGUUUCUCCCUGUUCUUCUUCAUUCUGAUAUGGUGUUCUAUAUCCACACUGGGAGUGGGAGAUUGAAUUGGUUUGAUGAAAAUGAUUUGAAGGAGGUGGAUUUACGGCGGGGAGAUCUUUAUAGGCUUCAUCCAGGCUCCAUCUUUUACUUGCAGAGUAGCUUAGAGAUCGAACGUGAAAAGCUUCGAAUUUAUGCUCUGUUUUCCAGCACAGAUGAGGAUUCAUUCAAUCCUUCCAUUGGAGCAUACUCCCGCGUCACUGAUCUGGUUCGUGGCUUCGGCAAAGAAGUUCUUCGUAAAGCUUUCAUGGCCCCUGAUGAAGUAAUAGAGGAAAUAAUGACCGCGAAGAGGCCGCCGCUAAUCGUCCACGCUGCUGCACCAACGCCGAGCAUAAAGGCAAAGUCUUCGUCACCAUGGGAAUUUGAAGCUCGGUUAUUGAAAGCUUUUCUAGGAGGGGACGCAAGUGGGAUAGAAUUCAACAAGAAGAAGAAGAAGAAGAAAGGCAUAUACAACGUUUAUGAAGUAGACCCAGAUUUUGAGAAUUGCAAUGGAUGGAGUUUGACUGUAACCAAGAAAAACUCCCAUCAAUUGAAAGGCUCCAACAUCGGCUUCCUCGUAGUCAACCUCACGGCGGGUUCAAUGAUGGGUCCGCAUUGGAAUCCGAGGGCGUGGGAGAUUGGGAUUGUGACAUCGGACGAGCCGGGGGUGGUUCAUGUAGGGUGUUCGAGCACCUCGGCUAACAGUUCAAAAUGCAAGAAUUGGAGUUUUGUGGUAGAGAAAGGGGACAUAUUUGUAGUGCCAAGGUUCCAUCCAAUGGCGCAAAUGUCAUUCAACAAUGGAACAUUUGUAUUUGUGGGAUUUAGCACGACCAAUGGACAUAACAUGCCACAGUUCUUUGUCGGGAGUAGCUCUGUUUUGCAACUUGUGGACAGGGAAGUAUUGGCAUGGUCGUUUGAUGUGAAUGUGACAACGGUUGAUCGGUUAUUGAAAGCUAGAGUUGAGUCGAUUAUAUUGGAAUGUACUUCAUGUGCCGAAGAGGAAGUAAGGAAAAUGGAAGAGGAAGCUGAGAGAGAGAGAGAGGAGGAAGAAGAAAGAAAGCGAGAAGAGGAGGAACGGAGGAAAAGGGAAGAAGAGGAACAGAGGAAGAGAGAAGAGGAAGAGGAGGAACGGAGGAAAAGGGAAGAAGAGGAACAGAGAAAGAGAGAAGAGGAAGAAGAGGAACGGAGGAAAAGGGAAGAAGAGGAACGGAGGAAAAGGGAAGAAGAGGAAGAAGCAGAGAGAGAGGAAGAGAGGAAGAGAGAAGAGGAAGAGAGGAAGAGAGAAGAGGAAGAAGCACAGAGAGAGGAAGAGAGGAGGAGGAGGAGAGAAGAGGAAGAGAAGAGAGAGAAAGAGAGAGAAGAGGAGGAACAGAGGAGGAGAGAAGAAGAAGAGCAACAGCAGGAGGAGGAAGAAGCACAAAGAGAGGAAGAGAGGAGGAGGAGGAGAGAAGAGGAAGAGAGAAAAAGAGAGGAAGAAGAGAGAGAGAAAGAGAGAGAAGAAGAGCAACAGCAGGAGGAGGAGGAAGCCAAAAGAGAGGAAGAAGAAGAGAGGAAGAGAGAGGAAGAAAGGGAGGCAAAGAGAGAGGAGGAGGAAGCUAGGGAGAGAGAGGAAGAGCAUCAAAGAGAGAGAGGGAGGAGGCGGAGAGAGGCGGAGGAAAGACAGAGAAGACGGUGGGAGGAGGAAGAAGAAGAAGAAGAAGGAGAGGAGGAGGAGGAGGAGCAGCAGCCAGUGCUAAGAAUUUUGUCACAAUGGACUUGACAACAAAACGCAAAAAACACUCUCAAUGUCCGAUCCGUAUCCUAAUGAAUAACAAAAGGGAUAGAACAAAAAGAUGUCACAUUUUGUGUUAAACCGUUAAGUUUUCAAGCUUUGUCGUGUAAUGAAGACCUUCGUGAACCACGUGUGGCCCUUUGUUUACUUUUAAGAUUUUUUUUUUCUAUGUAAUUGGAUGUGAUGUGGAAUUUCAAAUUUCAUGAUUAAAGUAGUUGUUCAA